Molecule: messenger RNA, 1767 nt
Organism: Lingula anatina
Lineage: Eukaryota; Metazoa; Brachiopoda; Lingulata; Lingulida; Lingulidae
Source: RefSeq, a predicted model, not a curated record
GUUAACGAAUCCGGAUACAUUCCACAAGCUCACUUCGGACCAAAUGCACAGUGAAACAUACAGGUAUUGCUCUGUUGCAGUCCCCUAAAGUCCGUUUUAUAUGCUCAGGAGGGGAAAAGGGUGGUUAAAACGAACUGUGGACUGUCGAUUUUUAGGACCAAGAUGCCUUUAAACCACUAUAAGGGCGUUUCGCAUCGACAAGGGAAAUGGCACCGGUGGCGCCCUCUGUGAAGAUAUAUGUAGUGUCUACAUGUAUAUAAGUUGAACACACCACACGCACGCACACACAUAUAAAGGACGAUUUUACUGCUCACACUUAGCUCAAUGCUACACCAGGAACAUCAAUGAGUGAAGAAGGAUUUAACGGCAAAAACGGUUCCAAUUCACAAAACACUCCAGCAGAGAAUAACAUAGGAAAAAGAAGGGAAGAAAAAGAAGAUAUGGGGGAGUCUUCACGAUCUGCAACUGCCAUCAGCGUGCUUGCCCUGUUGAUCGCCACAUCGUCCUUGGUACUGGUUGUCUUAGUAUGGGUCAGGCCAGAGCUCAUCAGCCCCCAGAGUGCGUCAACGGCUCAGUUAACAACGCUGGCUGAGCAAGCCGCCACUGAUGCAGCGACACAGAUAAAGACAAUGGUGGAGGCCCUACGCAGCGACAUAGAAAACCAGGCAGUGACACAGCGCACAUACACUUUCUCUUAUGGCAUAAACUACCCGCCAACAGAUUACCUUGACAGAAACGGGUUUUUGAAGGGCCUGAGCAGCGACCUAAUGACUGAGGUCUGCAAGGCAGCUAAGAAGAACUGUACACACGUAGUACGCUAUAACCCCCCAACCUGUUGGGAUUCACUUAAAAAAACGGGGGAAGGUCUUCAGAAUCGCGAGGUGGACGGAUGUGUUGGAUUUUAUAGGACAGUGGAACGCAGCAAUGUUUUUGCUUUUGUCGGUAACAUGUAUGAACCACCGAAAGGUGCUUUCUACACCAAAGUUGGAGCAACAGUCGACAUUGCCACCGCCAAGAUAGGGUUUCGCCAAUUGUUUUACACCGACGCCACCUGUUUGACCAGGAAUUCGGUCACAUUUGACGCCGAUGCCAUUUAUGAGACAUCUGCACCAACAUGGAGCGAGCUGGUCACCAAGCUCAACGCCAGUGAGAUCGACGUUAUAUUCGCCCCCGAGGACAUCGGCCUCUUAGCAAACCUCCAAAAACUCCCAACCACCUACGAUUGUACCAUCGGUAAAGGCGGCGUCAUGGUGAGGAAGGACAUGAAAAAUGACAUGAUGUGGAUCCAUGAAGGCUUGGAGAAAAUCAAGGAGUCAGGAAAAUUCCAGGAGUUGUGCGAUAACUCGCUGAGAGACCACGGAGGAGCCAAUAACUGCUUGACUGUCUAGAAAGUGAAACAUGUCGUCCAGGCUCAACUCUGUGGCUACCAGAGCAAGAUACGAAAAAGCGCAAUCUAUCCAAAGUGAAUUUUAAAGAUUUAAUCAGUAUUUUAAAUUUAUGCAAACAGCUCAUUUGCAUUUGAAUAAUUUCUUCAACCAGUAAUCUGAUCCCUGCUAAUAAGUAGAUAUUCCGUACAUCACGAGAAUCAUAUUGCGAUUCCGUUGCUGUACAGCUUUAUGGUAUAUAGUAUAAUAUGUAACAAAAAUUUGUAGUUGAUAGAUUUGCAAUUACUAUGAAAAUGGUGAGCUUUUUUCUUACCUUUUUUACUAUGUGUGUCUUAUGUGUAGGUGUAAUGAGAAAUAAAAACUUUACGUGAUGUGUUGAAUA